GCGUGCUUCAUAAGUAGCUCGCCGCUCGCAUCGCUGCGGAUCACCGACGGUGGUCUGUUAACGAAUAAGCGGCGAAUCAGAGUAGGUUAAGUGCAUUCGUAUUGUGAUAUCGUGUCUUCGUCCAUUAGUUCUCUUUUCUCGAUAUUAAUUUUGGACGCCAGGCAUGGAUUAGUCUUUCUGUUUCUGUUUACGGCAACUAUUUGAGAUUUCAUGAUCGCCAAGUGGAAUUCCGUUACCGUUGCACUCGUCAGGUGCACUUUCUAAAGUGUGACUCAUAACAGCAGUUGAUGAAAGGAUAAAAAAGCAAUAAUGCCACUCUGGAAAUCUGUCUAGUUUAUCAGCAGUGAGAGCCUGCGAUAAUCCUCAGGAUGAUGGAGGGACCACUGAGCCAAGGCGCUUCACCAUCCAGCGGUGGCAACUUUCCAGCAAGUGGCAGUGGUGAUCUCAAUUCGUCCACCAUAAUGAGUCUAGAUGAGAGGAUACUAGACAUCACGACACGGCACAGUACAAAUGUCCUCAGGACACCUCCAACCAAGAAAGCCAAGAGAGUUCGAUUCUUCCGCAAUGGCGACAAGUAUUACACAGGCGUGGUGAUGGCAGUGACACCAGAGAGAUACCGCAGCUUCGACAGUCUUGCGUCCGACUUGACGCGCGCCUUGGUAUCAAGCGUGACCCUGCCGAACGGCGUUCGGUCGAUUUACACUAUGGACGGCCGCAAGGUGCAGAGUGUCAGCGAUCUGGAGGACGGCAAGUGUUACGUGGUGUCCGGCCAGGGGGAGAUUUUCAAGAAAGUCGAAUACUCGGCGUCGAAGGUGCGCCGGGGAAGUUCUCUGUCCGGACUGCCACAGUCGCCUGCGGCUGGGAGCGGCAGUGGUGGUGGUACCGGCAGGCAGAUCAACGCCAUACCGCUGUGCGUGAAAGCGCGCAUCGUGACGUUGAUCCGCCACGGUACCAAGCCGCGCAAGGUGAUGCGCCUAUUGUUAAACAAGCGGAACGCGCCAAGCUUGGAGCACGCGAUGGAGGCGAUCACGGAGGCGGUGAAACUCGACUCCGGAGCGGUGAGGAAAGUGUACACGCUGUCGGGCCAACAGGUGACCUCGCUCGAGCAUUUCUUCGAGAACGACGACAUCUUCGUGGCUUACGGCCCGGAGAAGUCCGUUCAAGAGGACUUUGAGCUGGACUUCGAGGAGAGCAAGUGCGUACAGAGCUUCCGGCGAUGUCCGUGGAGCUCUAAGCGACAGAGUGGUCCAAUGCCGCGAAUGCCGAAGAAGUCCGGCAAGAAGACACUCACCACACCGCAAGUCAGGACUCCCAGUCCUUCGUCCUUAAUACUGCCGCAACCACUGAGAUUACAUUAUGCUGUGGGACAUGUCAUUGGAGAUGGAAACUUCGCUGUCGUUAGGCAUUGCGUUCACAAGUCUACCGGUGCUGAGUACGCUAUGAAAAUCGUGGAUAAAUACAAGUGUCAGGGGAAGGAGACGAUGCUAGCAAGCGAGGUGGCAAUCCUGAGACAAGUCUGUCAUCCUAAUAUAAUCAGCUUAAUCGCGGAACAAGAAACUGCGGAUCAACUAUUUUUAGUCAUGGAACUCGUCAAGGGUGGAGAUUUAUUUGAUGCAAUCGCAUCUGCGACAAAAUUCUCCGAGGCGGAGGCCAGCGUUAUGAUCGGUCAUCUGACUUCCGCCUUGGCUUAUUUGCAUUCGCAUCAUAUCGUGCACCGCGACGUCAAGCCGGAGAACCUUCUGGUUGAGAUGGACGGCAGUCACGUUAGAUGCUUGAAACUGGGUGAUUUCGGACUCGCGCAGGUAGUGCGAGAACCUUUGUACACAGUCUGCGGUACACCCACUUAUGUGGCACCGGAAAUACUUGCUGAAACUGGAUAUGGCUUGAAGAUCGAUGUUUGGGCGGCUGGAGUGAUUCUGUACAUUCUCUUGUGUGGCUUUCCGCCGUUUGUGUCGCUGGAGAACGAGCAGGAGGAAUUGUUCGAGCGCAUCCUGAGUGGCCAGUAUGAAUUCACAUCUCCGUAUUGGGACACUGUGUCGGAUUCCGCGAAGCAGCUGAUCUCCAAUAUGCUGCAGGCGCAGCCGGAGCUUCGUUUUAGCGCCGAGGAUGUUUUGGACCAUCCAUGGCUCGCGCAGAGCUUUCUAGGAGGCGAACAGACCGCAGACACAGCCGCUGACUCAUCGGCGGAGCAAUACCGGGAUCAGCAGCGUAAGCCGAUAAGAUUGGCCACGUUCGAGUUCGAUUUCAAGAAGCAGCGCGGCGAGAAACAGGACGAUGCCAAGGUGAGAGCUGACUGGGCGAACAACGUGGAUCAUCGCGAGUCUAACAAGACUCGGGGGAAAUCGAAUGAGCGGCACGGCGACGAGAUUGACUACGCCAAUGGCAAUCGCACCGCGGACGAGUCUGUCUUUAUCAGCUCCGAGUGCCUGAGAGACAUCAACAGCCUCAGCCGAUCGAUGCACGACCUGAUAGAUAAUCUGAAUGACAACAGAGUGCCGCGGCGUCGUCUCAAGUCACGAAGCACCAACUCAUCACUCAACAGCAUUCCGGAGAACCUAAACUCGUACAAUUAUCACAGCAGUUCGCUGAAUCAUUGUGACGAGAUCGUUGAAAAGGCUGCCGCGACUCCCAGGAGUCAUCAAAGGGACCUGAAGAACGGAAAUUUGCUGAACAAAGCAAUAUACGAGACGCCGAAAUCGUCGAGCAAGCCCGCCACUGCGAACGGACAGAAUAAUAAAUAUAACCGGAAGAACUUGUACGACGCAAAUCGCGGCGGGGGCAGGUUCGACAGCGACGACUUUCGCAACAGCAAUGCGACCGUGUCGACGUCGAGCGGCAGCUUGACCGGCGACAGUUCGACCGGCAACGACAUCGAGACCUCCGACAGCUUCGUAAACAUUCAAUUCGCGCGACUGGCGCGCGGACAAAAAUCGAGCUCGACGCAGAGCAUGGAGUCGACCGACAGCUUCGAAAACGUUAGCUUCCAGUACGCGAAUCAGAACAACUGCCACGCGGAUCGUUCCUCGCAGAUUCCUUUGAAACUCGCGGGCAGUAAGGAUCAGAACAAGUCUGUCGCGAAGAUGCUGCAGAGCCGAAUCGUCGCGUUGAACGUGUCAAGGUUGCCGAGGCUGGACAAUCAUCCUGACAAGAACUGCGGCAACCAGAAAAUUCAAGAAACAAAUAAGAACGCGUGCGCGAAGGACGAGCCGGUGAAACUGCGUCACGAAAGGUACAUCAACAGAAAGGUUCAGAUAGACUCUAGAAACGUCCGAAGCAAGAGAUACAGCUGCUUCACGCCUUGCGCAACGAACAAAUCGCCCGAGGAGAUCUGCGGCAACAAAGUGGCGACACGGAAGUUCAAUUCGACGGACGAAUUGCGCGACGAGGUGAGGCAGAAGCCGGCGACGCGGACGAAGCGGUUCAGCUUGUACUACACGCCGCAGCCGUCGAGGAAAACGUACGAAGGUGAGCCGAAGGCCGGUAGAGUUGUGUGCAAGUCGGCGGCUCGCGUGCACAAGUCCGAGAUAAGCAAGGGGAAGGACAGAGAAGAAGCCGAGAGAGUGGAGAAGGUAGAUAAGAGCCGGAGAUCGGUGAUUGACGCGUCGACGGUCGCCAGCAGGGGCAAAUCCAAUAAGCAGAACGUUCAUGUGAGGCCGAACACAGUGGUGAACGCGAACAGGAUAAAGUGAUGACGAGGGUUGAGGUGAUUGCUCAUCGAGAGUGUGCGGACAUCUAAUCGCUGACGCCGCGACCGGUCCGCGCUGAAAGUGUCCGAUGUUCAGCGCUCCGAGAGUGAAGCACUGGUUACGGCGACAGUGUCAACACUCCAGCGACACGCAAGACUGUCUUCUUCCUGAUCACCGCGUACGUGCAUUGAGAAAAGUUCCGCGCUGCUUUGAAUUUUCUUAAAUUGCAUUUGGGGAAAUAAGUGGGAGUGACACUAACAUUUUGCGAAGACAGAACCGAUCUGCUUAUUUCUUAGAUUUUGGAUUCCAAUCAACAACGUCAACGAAAAGUAUUAUAACAAUUGAGCUAUGAUUUUUUUAGCUACAGUUUUUUGUAUUUUUAACUGUAUGUAAUAUUUUUUUCUCUUUCUGAAAACUUGUCAGUUACGAAAAGUAGAAAGAGAGAAGCAAUAGAUUAAUAAAUACAGAACUGCAAUGAAUUAGAAUUUUACAAUACUUUUUUGGAGCAUAUAAAAUAAUAUGAUUGUUGAAAAAAAUGCAGUUAUAAUACUUUUCAUUGAUCAUCGAGUGUUCCGUAGAUUACCUAAUGUGAAAUAGUAGCACAUGAGGUGAUGCAAAACUUUUUUAACUGCGCAUAUAUUUCCAUAGAGUUUCUGCUAAAAGAUUGAAUAACCGAGAGAGACCAAAGACGGGCAAAGUAUGAGAUUUUUCAUGAAGCGUAAAGUCGGAUUUAAAUUCAGCCUGCAAAAUUUACGUUUAUACCAGUGUCAGCUUCUGGAAUCUGGACCUGCUAGCAAUUAGUAUUUACAAUUCGUCCUUUAUAGAUAUUGUCCUUAGCUGGUAAGAGUAAUAUAUAAUUAAUCUCGAUUAGUGCUAACCGACGUUGAUGUAAUCAGUCUUGAAUCGUCCGGGACUGAAAGGUGAUCGUGACAGCAGCACUAAAGUAGCAGUGAGUGAUGAUAACGGAGAUAGGAAACAGGCGAACUUCGAAUUAAGAACAAAACAUGCCAAAUGCAUUUAAGUAGAUUAUUUUGUAUCGAAUGUUUACUAAGUCUAGUUAUAGGAACUGCAUGUAGAUGAAGUAUUUCGAGCGACACCCUUUCGGUUCCGCGACAGAGAGCGGAAAUUUUGACAGGACUCAUGUCAGCAAGAAUGAAUUUUACGGCAAUCUUCAAUGCUGAUUUAUAUUUAUUGCUUGCAAAUCUCGUUUUAAAUUACAGAAAACUUAUCUUGCGUGAUAUAUAUUUUAUAGGCUCGAAGAUACACGAUGUAUUUUCUCUUAGAAAAUGAAAUGCACCGAAAGGGUUAAACUAGAAGGUAGAAAGACUAAGCUUUAUUUACGAGAAGACUACAUGCGAUUAACGAUUAGUGAUUGGUAUUAAAAGCAAGAAUUUUUGUAAUGAGAGACAAAGGGCGAUGAAUCGGGCGAUUUUGAGAUGCCGGACAAGCGCAUAAACUUGCUCAAGGAAAGACGGGAAGAUACUUAUUUUUAUAAAGAGAUCGCGGAAUUGUAGCAAUAAAAUAUAACAUUGGAAAUUGACGAACAAGUGCAUGCGCUACAAACAAAGAAAGAUAUCUAUUAUUAAAAUUAUUUUUGUAGGUGUUGAUAAAGUGAAGGCAAGAACUGAUGGUGCCACUUUUAUCAAAUUAGUGAAAAAAAAAAACAUUUCUGGAAAGAAAAUUGUGCUUAUAAUGUAUCUAAAUUUGGGACACAAUAAAAUUUGAGAAAUUUUUUGAAACCUGAAGAUGUUAAAAGUGACAAGAAGAUAAAAUUUCUCAACAAUAUUAAACGAUAAAUUUUUAAAUUUCAAGAUUCGGUCAGGUUUUGGCUUGACUUUAUCAAUUGAAAAAAAUCGUCAAAAUCGUCAGUUAUUAUAGCGUCGCGCCUUUUGUCACUUUCUGUCAAUGCUGAUUUGUGGUCUUUCCCUUGCUGCAACGAUUCUCCGAUAAUUUUUGUAAUGCGAUCGUAUGAUGUCCAUCAAACAAAUUGUGUACAUAAUUGGAGCGAUGUUGCGCUCGAUUACUCGCGAAACGGUGGAAAUAGUUGGCUACUGUGAUUCGUUUGCUUGUCAUUCAUUUACUCGCGCUUUCCCCAUCGCGGGGGAUUCCGAUUUCUAGAAUUUAUUCGCGAAUUUGUUAGUAAUCGGUAAUUUAAAGUACUCUCAUUUUUCUCGUUCCGUUGUUUUGUCCUUGAUAUCGUACUAAUUGUAACACACCAAUUUGCGCGCGUUUGUAGUUCGUAGGUUUUAAACGUGAUUCAUGCCAAAUAUUAAAAUGCAUUGACUAGCUAUUUAUAUUAUUAUUAUUAUAUUAUACACGUAUAUAUAAAUAUGGUAUUCGUAUGAAGGCAGGUUUCAUGUCGACUUCAUUCUCCGUCUGUGAAUCAGCUACGUCUAUUUUUUUGCUUGCGAUUUGCAGUAAUAUUAACAAGAAAGUGCAACAUCUCAUGUCAGUUUUACAAUGUUAAUUUUUUGUGUUUAUUCUAUAAAAAUAUAUCCGCACUAUAUAUAUAAA
Linepithema humile (Argentine ant) is the source of this 6200-nucleotide messenger RNA. RefSeq names its product serine/threonine-protein kinase CG17528. Gene Ontology annotation, biological process: protein phosphorylation; intracellular signal transduction. Lineage: Eukaryota; Metazoa; Arthropoda; Insecta; Hymenoptera; Formicidae. Gene Ontology annotation, molecular function: protein kinase activity; ATP binding. The record is from RefSeq and is a predicted model, not a curated record.